Exophiala dermatitidis NIH/UT8656 is the source of this 1734-nucleotide messenger RNA. Its product is annotated as cytochrome P450 oxidoreductase. Lineage: Eukaryota; Fungi; Ascomycota; Eurotiomycetes; Chaetothyriales; Herpotrichiellaceae. The transcript is spliced from 3 exons. Gene Ontology annotation, molecular function: monooxygenase activity; oxidoreductase activity, acting on paired donors, with incorporation or reduction of molecular oxygen; heme binding. The record is from RefSeq and is a predicted model, not a curated record. Bases 1 to 1734 code for a protein of 577 amino acids.
AUGAUCCCCGCAAAUAACCACCCCGGCAGUUGGCCACUUGGGAAGGUUUGUGGGGGGACGCACGGGGUUCAGUUCUUUUUAAUCAAAGUGAACUGCUACUCAUUCGGGACAUGCCAGGAGUUUCAAGAACUGCCCAUAACCACCAGCAUGUUUGAACAAGUCCUCGCCAGGCUGCAGGGCAGCCCGAUAUUGUACCUAUCGUGCAUUUCCGCUGUUUUGAUUGUUACCCGACUUCUAUUCAACAAGUAUGGACACGGAAUCAACCAUAUCCCGGGACCAGCCUUCGCUGCAUAUACCGAUCUAUGGCGGUUAUUCCUGGUCUGGGGUCGUCGACCAGAGGCCGAACAUAUCCGCCUACACGAAAUCCAUGGACCUCUGGUGCGCCUAGGUCCAAAAGCAAUAUCGGUGUCCGACCCAGCAGCCAUCCAGGUCAUCUACGCCCUGAACUCUGGGUUCGUCAAGUCCGGCUUCUACCCUGUCCAACAGACGAUUGCCAAGGGACGGCGAUUGUAUACCUUGUUCACCUCCACCGACGAGAAAUUCCACGCAAAACUGAGAAGGGCUGUCUCCAGCGCAUAUGCUAUGAGUACUUUGGUUCAGUUUGAGCCUCUAGUGGACUCCACCACCUCGGCAUUCUUGGAUCAAUUGCAGAAGCGGUUUGCGGACAGACCGGGCCCGGAUGGGGUGUGUGAUUUUGGGACCUGGCUUCAAUAUUAUGCAUUCGAUGUGAUUGGAGAGCUCACAUACUCACAACGUUUGGGCUUCGUCGACCAAGGAGUCGACGUGGACAACAUCAUUGGGGAUCUGGAAAAGCUCUUGAACUAUGUGUCAGUGGUAGGUCAAAUGCCAGAACUGGACAACAUAUUUCUCAAGAACCCGCUGCUGUUGAUGGCGAGCAAGCAUGGGCUCCUCAACUCCAACACGCCGGUGGCGAACUUUGCCCGCGCCCGCAUCGCCAGUCGUCCAUACGCGGCAGAGGUUGGCGACAAAUCUGCAGAGCCAUUCAACGGCAGACCAGGCCGAAGAGACUUCCUAUCCAGGUUUUAUGAGGCACACCGCAAAGACCCCGAGUUCAUCACCCAGGAGAGAGUGCUGGCCCUAACAGUAGCCAACAUGUUCGCCGGGUCUGACACGACCGCCAUCACGCUGCGAGCCAUAUUCUAUAACCUGCUGAGGAAUCCGGACGACAUGGAAAGCUUGAUGCAGGAACUGUGGUCGCAAAAGGAGAAAGGGCUGUUUACCAACGAGGAAGGGCUCGUGGAAUGGAGCGUCGUAAAGGAUCUUCCGUUCUUGGGCGCUGUCAUAAAGGAAUCGCUGCGUUGCCAUCCAGCGGCUGCUCUCAUGCUGGAGCGAAUAGUGCCUCCCGGAGGAGUCACAAUCUGUGGGCAAUUCAUUCCAGGUGGGACUAUCGUGGGCUGCAACGCGUGGACUGUGCACCGACAUCCCCUAUUUGGCGACCAUACAGAUCAGUUCCGUCCACGACGCUGGCUAGAGGCUGGACCAGAACAACGAAGACUGAUGGAGAAUUCUAUCUUCUCGUUCGGAGCAGGAUCCCGGACAUGCAUCGGCAAGAAUGUGAGCCUGUUGGAGCUCUACAAACUGGUACCGGCAGUCCUGAUGAGGUUUGAGAUUGAGCUCGCGGAUCCGUCCAAAGAGUGGAAACUUCACAAUGCGUGGUUUCUGAAGCAGUCCGACUUCAACGUCCGGCUGAAAAGCCGUAAACGGCAGGGAUAG